Pseudo-nitzschia multistriata is the source of this 1090-nucleotide messenger RNA. The record is from the annotation of a GenBank genome assembly. NCBI's taxonomy places the organism in Eukaryota, Bacillariophyta, Bacillariophyceae, Bacillariales, Bacillariaceae.
UGAACACUUUUUUUCCUGAAGAAAUGAAGUUGCGGAAAUGAGAUGUUGGUGGCAAGUGAUGAGUUUGCUGAUAUGCUAUUCAAAAUUUGACUUCCACUUGCAGCGCACGUACGAGUACUACCGUACAGAGAUGUCGACAGCGAGAAAUUUAUCGUCCAUCUCAAGAUUACCACUGAUGCCAUUGAUUGUUCAGAACUUCCGUAGAGCGAGUGUAAUAACAUCGCCCACGAGAAAGGGUAGUCACUUUAAKGAUUCAAUUCUUUUCCAGGAUGGAAUGCGAACGCGAGAAAAUAGAAUCUUCUGAGACAAGUUCCGAGAACGACGCAUUUGACGACGAUAAGAAAUACAAGUCAAGUACGAAGAGAAAGAAAGAAAAUCGAAAGUCAGAACGCAAGUCGGAAGAUCGAGCACGGAAGAAAGAACGACUAGGUAACAGUAGAGGAAAAGGAAACAACGAAGACGACUAUAGCGAUAGGAGUAGCAGUAGAGAAAGCGCUAGCGAAGACAAUUAUAGGAGGAGGGAUCGGAAGCGCAAACGACACGCGAAAAAACAGCGAGGCAGCAGCAGGAAAGCUUCUCGUUCCUAUUUCAGUGACGACUCCUCCGAUGAUGACGAAAGUUCGAUUAGCAAUUCGAGUGAAACUGAUUCCUACAGAAACGAGGCGCGACGGAAACAGAAAAAGGACGGAAGACAGAGGCGUCGGAAACGAAAAGAGAAGCGAAACUACCGUUAUGAUUAUUCAUCCUCCUCAUCGUCCGAUGACGAGUCUUCAAAUCAUAAAAAACGCAAGCAUAAAAAGGGAAAAAAAAAGAAAAAAAAGAAGAAAUCGAGCAAAUCCGAAGAACGUCGAAGUGUUAUCUCAGGAAAGAAAAUAAAGCUGCACAUUGAAAAGACAGACGAGGACUUAGCUCGAGAAGAAGCCAGAAAGAAUUAUCUGGAGUUUAUGAAUUCUUCAGUUCGAUAGACUAUAUAAUAGGAUAAUGUAAAAUCGGCAAAAAUAGUUUCAAAGUUAUCUGCCACUUCUAUCAAUCAUAAUAUUUUCCAGCUCUCGAUGCUCGAAACAGCGUUGAAGAAAUUAAUUUAGUUUAG